AUGAGAGACUUUGUGUCAUCAUGGAUGUUCAUCGCGACCUGGGACAGAAUGGCUUUCUACGGUGCUAAAAUUACCUCCAUCAUGAAUUCCUUCCAAGUUGUGAUGGUGACGGACGGUCGCUUUUCCUUCGCCAUCUUUAAUUACGGUGAUAUCAACUGGACAACAGGAACUGACAAUGGUGGUGAUGCUAAUACUGGUCUUGGUGGCACCCCUGCUCAGGUUGGAUUCAACGCUGGUGACGGUGUGACUUUUUACAGCGUCCCUGGAUCUCAGACAGCGGCCAUCGUCGAUAUCGAAACGACAUCGAAUAUCGGUGUACCUGGAAGAUGGGUGUUCAGAACGGACAACUCCAACAUCGAAGGACUAGAGUGUACAACCUCCGGUGCGUUUACAACCUUUACCAUUCUUGCACUCGCUGACGCAAUCAAUCUUACAAGGGGUUACUGA
Messenger RNA from Strongylocentrotus purpuratus (purple sea urchin), 447 nucleotides. RefSeq names its product sushi, nidogen and EGF-like domain-containing protein 1. Gene Ontology annotation, biological process: cell-matrix adhesion. The record is from RefSeq and is a predicted model, not a curated record. The transcript has 3 exons. Bases 1 to 447 code for a protein of 148 amino acids. Lineage: Eukaryota; Metazoa; Echinodermata; Echinoidea; Camarodonta; Strongylocentrotidae.